Molecule: messenger RNA, 3357 nt
Organism: Myotis daubentonii (Daubenton's bat)
Lineage: Eukaryota; Metazoa; Chordata; Mammalia; Chiroptera; Vespertilionidae
Product: protein Daple-like
Exons: 22
Coding region: 1-3357 (1118 amino acids)
Biological process (GO): cytoplasmic microtubule organization; cytoskeleton-dependent intracellular transport
Cellular component (GO): centrosome; cytoplasm
Molecular function (GO): microtubule binding; dynein light intermediate chain binding
Source: RefSeq, a predicted model, not a curated record
AUGUCACCAGCAGACAAGCCAUGUUGUGAGCAGAAGAAUGACCUGGAGAUCCUGCUACUCAUCCAUGUGGUGCUUGCCAUCUCUGCAUCAUAUUUCUGGAGAGUGUUAAAAGAUACUUUGCACCUGACUGACUUACAAGCAGCAGACUUUGAGCAGAAAGCCUUCUUUAGUGACGCCUGUAGGAGGGACUACUGUUUCAGUGCAAACCCUCAGCAGCAGCAGAGGGAUGCCAGUGGAGUGAAGCCCGGGGAAGAAUACAUGCACCAGGCCUUUUUUGAGAUCUGGUACAGCUUCUACUUCCCUUGGAUGCCUUCAACCAGUACGGAGGCUGAGCUGGUGGGCACAGAGACGGUGGGCCCAGAGCCUGUGUGCAUAGCGAUGGACGGUGGACACAGCCUCAGGAUGGACGUUACUGUACGAGAGCUCAUGGAGCUCUUUCUGCAGAGCACGCUGGUGGCGGGGGUGACCCGCCACCAGGAGACCCUGUUUAACUUGCAGAGGUUGGAGGCCCCAGACAUGGCCCUGGAGGAGCUGGAGUUUCUCUCCAGCAACAUGACCUGUCGCCUCAGGAGGCUCUUAAUUGAGCAAGACAGUUACAGGGAGCUGGUCGUGACCAUGACCCAGGAGUGGAACACCAGCAGCCGCCCCAGCGAGGACACGCAGCCCCUGGCCGUGGAGCUGGCGGACACCAAGGCCACGCUACGCCGAGUCAGGCAGGAGCUGGAGGAGAAGACGAAGCAGCUGGCGGACGCCAGGCAUCAGUUGUACCAGCUGGUGCUGGUGCUGCAGGAGGCCCGGCGCAAUUGUCUGGCCUUGCUCACCACAUCUCCGUAUGGAGACUUGGGCACCAUGACUCAGGUGCCGACUGGAGACGAAUAUUUUUCCAUGGACACCGAGGGCCAUCUCCAGGACCAUUGGAUUUGGUAUUGGAUUGAUAAGCUAUUCGAGCGGGAGGAGGAGAAUGUGCAGCUGAAAUCGAGGCUGCACCACCUACAAUUGGCCCGGGACACAGACCAGAAAUGCCUUGAGGAGCUGCGGGAAGAGAUCAUGGCCCUCAAGACUGCACAAGGGCAGAGUGUGGAGGAGUCCGCCCACCUGCACUGGGAGCUGGAGCAGCUGUCAGAGGAAGCUGAGGCCCCUGGAAUAUGGGCUCUGACUCCACUUUGCUCUUCAGCCUCCAGCUGCUUCCUGAAGCUGGACAAGGAGAAGCAGAGCCGCCAGGACACCGUCCAGGGGCUGCGCGACGCCUCCCUGGCCCUGCAGGAGAGCAGCCUCCAGCGCCAGGAGCUGGAGAAGGAGAACCAGCAGCUCAGAAAGCAGAUUGAAGACUGGCAAGUCCAGAUGGAAAGAGAAAAGCAGACCAGCCGGGAUCUGGCGACUCUCUGUGAGGAGCUGGUGGAGGAGAGAGAACAGCUGCUCCGUGACAUCGAGACCCUGAAGGCUGAGGAAGCCCAGGAGGCCUACACUUUAGGUCUCCAAUUUGGACCGAAAUCACGCCUGUGUCAUUUCCAUUGUGUUUUCCUGCAGUUCAAGGAUCUUAAACAACUGGUGCGUUCACUGCGGGAUAGUUCACAGACCAGCAGCAAGGCCCGCAUGAAGGGCCAGAAGACUGAGAAAAAAGUGCUCCUCCAGACGGUGACGGACACCAAAAGGAAAGUGACCAUGAUGGAGUGGGAGCGGCGGCAGCUGUGCCGGGACCUGGAGCAGGUGAAGGCGCAGGCGGCGCAGGCACAGGAGCUGGAGCACAGGAAGGAGCUGCAUCGCCUGCAGGAGGAGAUCGAGAAGCUGGCCAUGGAGGUCAGCGCCCUGACGACAGCCCCCGAGAGGGUCCACGCCCUCGAGCGGGAGAGCCCGGACCUGUUGCUGGAGAACCAGAGGCUGCAGACGUCUCUGGACACCCUGCAGCCCGAGGGCCUGGAGCAGGACAAGCAGCUGGACACCAGGGUGGAAAAUUCCACUCUGAGCUCCCAGAGCGCCUCGCUCACUGCGCUCACAGAGCAGAACACGCAGCUCCAGCACCAGCAGCUGGCGGCAGCCCACAAGGCCCUGCAGCAGGAACACGCGUGCCUGGGCGCGCUCCACGAGCACCUGACUAGGGAGCACGAGGCCCUUCUGGACAAGUACUGCCGCCAGAAGACACUGCUGAGUCGGACCCUGAAGCUGGAGAGCAAGGCUCUCAGUGACAGAUACAAGGACCAGCUCCAACAUAAGGCGGCGCUGGAGCAGCUGGGGACGCUCUUGACCACUGAGCGGGAGGCUCUGCAGCAGGAGCAGAGGACGAGCACCAUGGCCGCCGAGGAGAACCAGAGGCUGCAGAGAGAGCUGGACAGGGCCAAUUCCCUGCACCAGCAGCUGAAAGGGGAGCAGGAGGAGCUGCAGACCCACACUAAGAAGCUGCAGACCUCCCUGAACGACACCCAGCUGCAGGUGAACUGCUGGCAGAACCAGUGCAACUGGCUGAGGGAGGAGCUCCAGAGCACGGACAGCUCACUGACCGAGCUGGACAACCGCUGCCAGCUGGUCUCCCGCCUCAAGGGCAACUUGGAGGGAGAAAAACGUGACCUGCAGAGCCAAAUCCAAAGGCUGAAAGAGCAGAACCAGAGGCUUCUCCAGGAGGACAUGGAGGACAAGGACCAGCACCAGGAGGAGCAGCAGCAGUACGUAGACAAAUUCAAUGCCUUACAGAGACAAAAUGAAAAACUGGAAGAAAAAAGCAUGGCUCAGCACAAGUUCCAUGAUCCAGCGCCAAAGAAGAAAAAGCACUGGAUUGGAGCCAAAGUCUUAGUCAAACUCAUCAAACUAAAGAAAGGGGGAUCCAGAGAACGACCAAAGUCAACCCCACAGAGGCCUCCCUGGCCGCUGGGGUCCUCAGACCAGGCCUCGCCCAGUACUUCUCAGCCUCUUCAAUCGCAGCUGGAACCCCUCGAGGCCACCCCAUGCUGCUCAAAGGGGACAGAAGAGCAAGACACCUGCAGGGGGCCCAGGGGAAAAGGCCCUGGGGACCCAAUACCAAAGGGAGUGGCCCCACACAGAGGCAGCCUUGACCGCACUCGAGGAGAUGCCUCCGCUGACCCAGCCACCAAGCCCCGGCCAUCAGAGCUGGGCUCCGGGGCCUGUUCAUCCUCAGCCAUCACUACAGCUCCUUCCACCUCCACCUCCACUUCCCGGCACCCAGGCCGCACCCACGGUUCUCUGGAGCGGGGGAUGGAGGUGGAGGGAAAGCUGCAGCGGCAGCGGAGUCCCUGUGACCGACUCUGCUGUGGCCCCGGGGGCGCAGCCGGGCCCCGCGCCUCACGCGUCCCGAGUGACUCAGGCGAGGCCUGGUUGGUGGCGCUUCUGAUUGCCGCGUGUCCCUAA